This is a messenger RNA of Protobothrops mucrosquamatus (brown spotted pit viper), 1435 nucleotides long. RefSeq names its product sprouty RTK signaling antagonist 1 (gene SPRY1). The transcript has 2 exons. Gene Ontology annotation, biological process: negative regulation of MAP kinase activity; negative regulation of Ras protein signal transduction; multicellular organism development. Bases 168 to 1127 code for a protein of 319 amino acids. The record is from RefSeq and is a predicted model, not a curated record. NCBI's taxonomy places the organism in Eukaryota, Metazoa, Chordata, Lepidosauria, Squamata, Viperidae. Gene Ontology annotation, cellular component: cytosol; membrane.
GCCCUCUGGAAUGAGUUUUCCUGAGCUUUAAGACUUCUCUGAGCCUCGCACGCUACCUUAUGGAUCUAACUUAGCAGGGAGGUGCCUUCACGCGGAUUUGCCAUUCAAAAACGAUUUCAGAUGCAUGCCCAGUUUCUGGUGAAUGCCAGAAUUAGAGACCACUACCGAUGGAGUCCACAGGUCAGCAUGGAAACAGCAGUUCGUUAGUUGUCCAGCAGCUUUUUCUGGACAACCGGCAGAGGUUGGACUAUGAAAGAGAUAUUCAGGCAGCUGCCAUCUUGUCACUGGACCAGAUCAAGACUCUCAGGGGUAGCAAUGAAUACACUGAAGGUCCAUCUGUGGUGAAAAAGUCUGCUCCACGAACAGCUCCAAGACAAGAAAAACAUGAAAGGACUCAUGAAAUCUUACCAAUAAAUGUGAAUAAUAAUUAUGAGCCCAGACCCAGCCAUCCUGGACAUGUGCUACAUCAACACAACUCAAGGGUUCCUGUUUUGAGCAGAUCUACAAGCACUGGAAGUGCAGCUAGUUCUGGAAGCAACAGCAGUGCUUCUUCAGAGCAGGGCCUUCUAUUAAGAUCACCACCAUCAAGGCUGGGCCCGGGUCAGAGAUUUGAAAGGCCAAUCAGGACGCAACCCAAGCCAUCAUCUUUGAUUGUAGAUGACCUGAAAAGUCCUUUGAAAGAGGAUUCUACUCAACAUAAGUUCAUAUGUGAACAGUGUGGGAAGUGCAAAUGUGGAGAAUGCACAGCACCCAGGGCCUUGCCUUCUUGCUUGGCCUGCAACAGACAGUGCUUGUGCUCAGCAGAAAGCCUGGUGGAAUAUAGCACCUGUAUGUGUCUGGUCAAAGGAAUUUUCUACCACUGUUCCAACGAUGAUGAAGGGGACUCGUACGCGGAUAAUCCAUGCUCAUGCUCCCAGUCACACUGCUGCUCACGGUACCUAUGCAUGGGGGCCAUGGCUUUGUUUCUUCCUUGCCUGCUCUGUUACCCUCCUGCAAAAGGAUGCCUAAAACUGUGCCGUGGGUGUUACGAUUGGAUGAAUCGUCCAGGAUGCCGGUGCAAAAACUCCAAUACAGUUUAUUGUAAACUGGAAAGUUGUCCAUCUAGGGGUCAAGGCAAGCCCUCCUGAUUUCUGGAGAGAAAGAUUCAGUUCCUCAGACACCAUCUCUCAGAUUGUGGCUGACUUUUCUGUCUUCAUUCCCCUUUUUUCUUAUCAUGCCCAAGAUCCUCUUUCACUUCCUUUGCUUAUCUCAGUGAAGGGCAAAUCUGAAUGCAGUGGCCUUCGGUAAGUGUGGCUCAUGUGCUGGUGUCUUUUUUCAUCUUGGCAAGUCAUCUCAGGACUCUGAGUAAUAGACUCCUGAAAGAAGUAAUGAGGGUACUGGGUUUUUCUGAAGUCCUUUAUUCUGCAAACAACUUUCCAAAGAGGCUGUUUUGUUU